GCGAGCGGAAGCGCCCCCUUCCUUGUCGACGUCAUCGAUGACGUCAAGGGCCAACCGUGCGGGCAGGCGGCCGGCAGCGGGUGUUGCCCGUUGUGUGUGCGUGCGUGUGUGUGUGGUGAGCGACGCGUGCUCCUUGUGUUCCGCCAGCCAUGUGAUGUUGCCGUGGAGCGUCCUGUUCCUGUUAGUGACGUUGUUGCCGCGGGCGACGAGGUCCAGCGGGGAACACCCCUGCGGUUCUGCGGUGCUGUCAUGCCGUUGUUCUGGGCCUCCGGAUGUCCUCAAGCUGGACUGCUCGGCUUCAGGGCUGAGCCAGGUGCCGGCCGGGAGGCCAGACUUGGCGGUCGUCGCCCUGGAUUUGAGCCGGAACAACCUGUCGUCGUUAGAGGAGGACGCCUUCGACAACUACUCACACCUCGAAGAACUCCGACUGGACUACAACGAUUUGGAAUGGCUUCCUCCGCUGGUGUUUACGCCGCUAGUGAAGCUCACUUUUCUAUCAGUGGAAGGCAACAACAUCACCGAGUCACCAUCGGAAGCGUUGCAACAUUUGACGGUUCUGGAGACGCUCCACCUCAACAAAAACCGGCUACAGUCACUGGGUAACAACUGGGCACCCCUGCGUCGGCUGCGAAAGAUGUGGCUCGAUGGCAACCUACUCGCUGGCGUUCCAACUGAUUGCCUAAAUGCUCUGCCCAACCUGCAGGCCCUCGGCAUCGCAGAAAACAGGAUCGACCAUCUGCCGGCUGCUGCAUUUGGGAACGCUUCGAAACUGGAAGUGCUAAUCCUGCGCAAGAACGAGAUACGAAACAUCGAUCCUGACGCUUUUCGCGGACUCCGGUCUUUACAGGCAGUUGACCUGAGCUACAAUCGACUAAUGGAUCUGCCGGAGGCACUCUCCACGCUUCCCUCUCUUAAGGAAUUGAUCGUAUCGGACAACGAAAUCCGCUUCUUGACCGGUGAUGCAUUCCGUUUCAACGCCGGGCUCACGCUACUUGAGUUGGCAAACAACCCACUCGAGUCCUUCCACAAGGACACCUUCGCUCACCUGCCACAGCUCAAGCGCUUAAUGGUGAAGGAGGUGCCAGGACUGAAGGAGUUCCCCAACCUGAAUGGCACGCACUCCUUGGAGCAGAUUCGACUGAGCCGGGCCCAGCUCGGCUCCGUGCCAGCAGACCUAUGUCGAACCGUGCCCAAGCUCAAGAUGCUGUAUCUCAUGUCGAACCAACUGACGAGUGUUCCAGACCUGACCAACUGUUCUCACCUUCUGCUGUUGGAUUUGACAUACAACCGAAUCCAUUCUUUGGAAGGAAGGCCCUUUCAAGGACUCAGCAAGCUUCGUGACCUCAACCUGGGGAACAACCUCAUCCGUAGGGUGAACGUGGACUCGUUCCAAGGACUCUCUUCACUGCAAGUGCUGGCACUGCAGAAGAAUGAGAUAUUUGAAGUCCACCCGGAUGCCUUUCUGGUGACAACCAAAUUGCAAGACCUAAACCUUGCAGACAACGUGUUCCCGGUGAUGCCGUACCGGGGUCUUCGAGGACUGCACCGGCUGACGACUUCGGGCAACCGCUUCCUGCGUGACUUUCCACCGCCGGAGGUGUUUCCCCACAUCCAGAAGCUGUAUCUGUCGUAUUCGUACCACUGCUGCGUGUACAGACACAAAGAGACAGAGGAGCCGGUUGUCAAGGACGCCGUCCUUUGGCUGAACAAGGAAGACGUUGACAUGGACACCUGGACGACCAAUAUGUCCGCACCAGAUUUCUUCCCAGAUAACAUAUCUUCAAAAUUUCAAGAAUUUACGCACCAGUUGAUCAAGGUCUUCGGUCAGGACUACAUUAUCCCGGAUAACCUGGCCCAGUACUACGGUGAAUACUUGGAAGACUACAAGGCCCUUUACAACGCCGACGACGAAGUACAAUACCCGGUUCAAUGCAUUCCACACCCCACACCAUUCCUGCCGUGUGAAGACCUGUUUGGCUGGUGGACGCUACGCUGUGGUGUUUGGGUGGUGUUUCUACUUGCGAUGUUAGGUAAUGGCCUCGUAGUCGUCGUCCUGUCUCUGGGCCGUUCCAAAAUGGAUGUGCCCAGGUUCCUUGUCUGCAAUCUGGCUCUAGCCGAUUUCUUCAUGGGUGUCUACCUGGGAUUCCUCGCCGUUGUUGAUGCUUCUACCCUUGGAGAGUUUCGGGUGUACGGGAUCUGGUGGCAGUUGUCGGCUGGGUGCCAAGUGGCAGGAUUCCUGGGUGUCUUCAGCUCGGAACUCUCCGUGUACACACUGUCAGUGAUCACCAUGGAACGCAACUACGCCAUUACACACGCCAUGCAUCUCAACAAGCGACUGUCGCUCAAGCAUGCGGGUUACAUAAUGAGCAUCGGUUGGACGUUUGCGCUUAUAAUGGCGAUCCUUCCUCUUGUGGGUGUCAGCGACUACCGCAAAUUUGCUGUGUGUCUGCCAUUCGAGACCGAAACCUCCGCGGCGUCUUUUGCGUACGUCAUAUUCCUCAUCCUUAUCAACGGGGUCGCGUUCCUCAUCCUCAUGGGUUGCUACUUGAAGAUGUACUGCGCAAUACGUGGGUCGCAAGCGUGGAACUCGAAUGACUCGCGGAUUGCAAAACGAAUGGCACUGCUAGUGUUCACCGACUUUCUAUGCUGGGCGCCGAUUGCCUUCUUCUCGCUGACUGCUCUCUCAGGCGUCCAGCUGGUCAGUUUAGAAGAAGCUAAAGUGUUCACAAUUUUCGUUCUUCCACUCAACAGCUGUGCUAACCCUUUCUUGUACGCCAUCUUCACGAAGCAGUUCAAGAGGGACUGCGUGCUCAUCUGCAAAAGGAUCGAAGAGUCCCGCGUCACACGGGGCAUUGGUCGUUGCAGGCACAGCUCAAACUUCUCCAACCGGCAUACGCUGCUGGGCAACACAAACUCUGCUGGUGAACGCGUCACGGAUCAGCCUCAGUGUCAGUGCGGAGUACCAAAGACCAUUACUCCCGGGUGGAAAUCUCUCGCUGCUCGUUACCUACUCUGCCGCGACACUGGAGACUCGAGGACGUCGACAGACGCGGCAGCAUACAGUUACGCCCUGGCGCGCAUUCAGCGUGCCGUGGACCGAGGCGGAGGGCAGAGAAACUCGAGUAUUUCCAGCGAGAAUUUCUCGUCCCGAUCUGACAGCUGGCGACAAGGAAACAUGCCACUCAGGCUGCUGUUAGGUCGGGGCAACACCGCUGGACGCAAAGCGUCGCACGAUUCUAGCUUGUCGUGCAGCAGGCAGGAUUCGUCUACGUCCACGAUGAGAAUGUCCCGCUCGUCAGUGAGCAGUGACGGCAGCAAGCCACCUGCAAGAGUAGCAGCAGAGGCGCCGGCGCGUAGCCUUCGAGGUAAGCCUCAGCUCUGUCGCCAGCUGGCCAUGGACGAUGUGGCCGGUCGCGUUCCUAGGUCGCCACCACGACGCCAGCAGCUGUGCCCUGCGUGCUGCAGGAGGGAUCCGCUCAAGAGCAAGGAAUUCGACGAAAAGUUCAACUGUUUCUACAACCGACUCGCAGAAACAAGCCGUGAAGAUAGUAGCGAGCUAUCGAAAGAUGAUCCAGCUAUUCUUUCUACGGACCAAUCAGACAAUAGAAACUCGGGGAAAGACGAGACGACAAACACGUCUGUGCAGUCGGACGCCCCUGUUCCUCCGCCGCCGCCGCCACCACCACCUAGAAGACCCCAGAAGAGGAUGCACAUUAGUGUGGAUGACAUUUGUAGUGAGCGACGUGAACGUCGUCAUUCGAGUCGAAAGGUAGCUUCGGACAAUUCGCUCAAGAAGCUGUCAUUGAGGAACCUACCUCUGUUCCUUCGCUCGUUGUCUAGUCAGAGCCCACGCAGACUGAAAGUGAGCAGCCAGGGCCAUUUGGAAUCUCGGGCAUCGGAGGGUCUUCCCUGUUCUAAAAGUGACACCAGAAUCCACCACCCGGAUUAUCCCGAGUGGAGUCAGUUGGAACCAAUUCCGCACGGUGGAAGUGACGCGGACAGAUCCGCAUCAGAUAAUGACGAUGUGUUCCUGGAAUUCCGUGCGCGAGACAGCUCUCCCCCCUCACGGCCAGCCAAUUCCGUGUGCGUGCAGGCUGUUGUCACCAGUCCCACAGAAGACGAUCCCCUGCUAGAGCUAGAGCAACGAGGCAUGAAUGUGUAAACAGUUUUUAAUGUGAGGUAGUGCGUGUGUUCAGGAUGUGUCGCCUAUAGGUCAAGCCCUCGCCCUCAUCGAAUCUCCCAUACCCAUGCACUCCCACUCAUCCGUGAGAUUGAGAACAAGGACUGGAGUGAGGCAGCACAUACGAUAUAUGGAAACCAUCGAAAAGUAACAGGAAGGAUGGUGCUGUUAUUGAAAUUGUGUUUGUACCAGAAGAUUUUCUUUUGUAAGGAUGUUGAUUCCGAUCGUGACACGAAGCUAGGUCUUAUAGUCCAUGUGGGCUACAUCCGGGUCUCUCGGCCGUUUGUCCCGGCGUCAAAGUAUUUCCGAAUGAACGUUUAACUCAAUUGCGUAUGUAUGAUGAUGUUAAAAACUAUGCCGCUCGGAGUAGUCACUAAGCGGCACAGACUUUGAUAAGGAAUGCGCGCCAGAA
Molecule: messenger RNA, 4592 nt
Organism: Ornithodoros turicata
Lineage: Eukaryota; Metazoa; Arthropoda; Arachnida; Ixodida; Argasidae
Gene: rk
Product: leucine-rich repeat-containing G-protein coupled receptor 5A-like
Exons: 17
Coding region: 38-4162 (1374 amino acids)
Biological process (GO): adenylate cyclase-activating G protein-coupled receptor signaling pathway; activation of adenylate cyclase activity; hormone-mediated signaling pathway
Cellular component (GO): plasma membrane
Molecular function (GO): G protein-coupled peptide receptor activity; protein binding; protein-hormone receptor activity
Source: RefSeq, a predicted model, not a curated record